CUCUUCCCUCCGCUCUCACGGAUCUAUCUCGGGCAAGUCAUCAGCCGUUUCGAUGGCCAUGGCGCGAUUGCUGCUGCUGGGAUGGCUGGUGCACGUGGGCCGAGCCACUGAGUACUUGAGCUGCCAAGCUUUGCGGGAAACGGCCUUGAGCCCUGCUUAUUGGAGGCCUGCGGUGAUCAUGGAUUCGCUGGACUUGAGCCUCGAGAACUUGCGCCCGGCACCGGUGGACGAAGAGGUGCAUUUGCACGGCCUUUGCGGAAAGAUUGAGUCGUCCUUCUUUGAAUGGCAGAAGCCUGGGAAUGAUGGAGGGGAAUGGCUGGCAACCACUGAGUCGGCAGAGAUCUCGAUUAACACAGGUCAUACGCAGUGCCUCUUGACGGGCUUGGCGGUGGGGACCACCGAGCCAACGAUGCGGCUCCAGUUCGAAGAGUGUGACGGGAAAGCUGCGGUAAUCGUGAUGCUCCGACCACAGAAGGGUGGAAUGAAGCUGGUCCAAUGGAUUUGUGCCGUCUCCGCGGGCACUGACCUUUGCUCCAAGGCUGCGGCAGCAGUAGGACACUCCAGCGUCUCAGUCACGUCGAUUCGAGAGACCUUGGACCUCACCGCGUUCAACGCCGCCCUGGCCGAAGGCCUGCUCCACACCAAUGCACGCUCCGCAUGCUUUGAGAACCUCCAUUGGUUCACGGCCCAGAACGGACUAGGUGCCUGCCCCUGCAACUCUGCAAGGUGUCAUCACACUGAGCAUGUCAUGCUGUUGCAAUCCGAAAGUGCCGACAAGUGGUGCUGCUUGCACGUACAGAUGCCGACGUGAGGCAACGCAUUGGAGGGCUGUUGCUCUUUGUCUGUGUAUGCCGGAAGUCCAACAGAUAUUAUUGGCGUGGUCUUGCAAUCAAUCAAGAGCAUGCCGACCGUCCCCAUGCUCCAUCGCGCGAGAUCACAAGUAAUAAGUCUUGCAGUGCUGACGCAUCAGACAGAG
Molecule: messenger RNA, 976 nt
Organism: Durusdinium trenchii
Lineage: Eukaryota; Dinophyceae; Suessiales; Symbiodiniaceae
Source: the annotation of a GenBank genome assembly